Prionailurus viverrinus (fishing cat) is the source of this 1212-nucleotide messenger RNA. It is a transcript of the gene NEU2, whose product is annotated as neuraminidase 2. Gene Ontology annotation, cellular component: membrane; lysosome; cytoplasm. Lineage: Eukaryota; Metazoa; Chordata; Mammalia; Carnivora; Felidae. Gene Ontology annotation, molecular function: exo-alpha-sialidase activity. Gene Ontology annotation, biological process: ganglioside catabolic process; oligosaccharide catabolic process. Bases 1 to 1212 code for a protein of 403 amino acids. The transcript is spliced from 2 exons. The record is from RefSeq and is a predicted model, not a curated record.
AUGGAGUCGUGCCCCAUCCUGCAGAAGGAGAGAGUGUUCCAGUCAGGAGCCCAUGCCUACAGGAUCCCCGCUCUGCUGUAUCUGCCUGAGCAGAAGACAGUGUUGGCCUUCGCGGAACAGCGGAUAAGCAAGAAGGAUGAGCACGCGGAGCUGAUCGUCCUGCGCAGAGGAAGCUAUGACGCAUCCACCCAUCAGGUCCAGUGGCACGCUCAGGAGGUGGUGGCCCAGGCGCAGCUGGAGGGCCACCGGUCCAUGAACCCAAGCCCCUUGUACGACGAGAAGACAGGAACCCUCUUCCUCUUCUUCAUCGCCAUCCCGGGGCAGGUGUCCGAGCACCACCAGCUCCACACGAGGGUCAACGUGACACGGCUGUGCCAGGUCACCAGCCCCGACCACGGGAGGUCCUGGAGCCCCGCCCGAGACCUCACUGGCCCCGCCAUCGGCACAGCCCACAAGGAGUGGGCCACUUUUGCGGUGGGGCCGGGGCACUGCCUGCAGCUGGGCAACAAGACGCGGAGUCUGCUGGUGCCCGCCUACGCUUACCGGAACCUUCACCCCCACCGGCGGCCUUCGCCGUUUGCCUUCUGCUUCGUCAGCCACGACCACGGGCACACGUGGCAGAGAGGGAACUUCGUGGCCCAGGACACCGUGGAGUGUCAGGUGGCCGAAGUCGGGGGUGCGGAGCAGAGGGUCGUGUAUCUGAACGCGAGGAGCCCCCUCAGAGCCAGGGUCCAGGCCGAGAGCACCAACGAGGGCCUCGACUUCAAGGAGGCCCAGCUAGUGGAGGAGCUCGUGGAGCCUCCGCACGGCUGCCAAGGGAGCAUCGUCAGCUUUCCCGGCCCCGGGGCGGGGACGGACGCCUCGGACAGAUGGCUGCUCUACACUCACCCCACCGACCCGCGGCAGAGAGCCCACCUGGGCGCGUACCUCAGCAAGCCGCGCCCGGGCCCCGCGGCCUGGUCGGAGCCCGCCCUGCUGGCCACGGGCAGCUGCGCUUACUCAGACCUCCAGAGCAUGGGCACCGGCCCUGACGGGUCACCGCAGUUCGGGUGUCUGUACGAAUCGGACGAUUACGAGGCGGUCAUGUUCCUCACGUUCACCCUGAAACAAGCCUUCCCAGCUGAGUUUUUGUCUGUGGGAGCCAGCUGUGUGCCACCCAGGAAGGACUCCCGCCGGCCUGGGGCCCCCUUUCCUCCUGAACACCCCGAGUGA